Messenger RNA from Hibiscus syriacus, 778 nucleotides. Its product is annotated as chaperonin 60 subunit beta 1, chloroplastic-like. Lineage: Eukaryota; Viridiplantae; Streptophyta; Magnoliopsida; Malvales; Malvaceae. Bases 1 to 597 code for a protein of 198 amino acids. The record is from RefSeq and is a predicted model, not a curated record. Gene Ontology annotation, molecular function: ATP-dependent protein folding chaperone; ATP binding. Gene Ontology annotation, biological process: protein refolding. The transcript is spliced from 8 exons.
AUGCCAAUCGAUUCUAUUGAAUCUGACUAUACUGAGGAUAGUAGUCAUCUCAGUGAGAGAAUUGCAAAAUUCUCCAGUGGUGUUGCUGUCAUUCAGGUUGGAGCACAAACAGAAACCGAACUAAAAGAAAAGAAAUUAAGAGUGGAAGAUGCUCUCAAUGCAGCAAAGGCAGCUGUUGAAGAAGGCAUUGUAGUUGGGGGAGGUUGCACCUUAUUGAGACUUGCAGCAAAAGUUGAUGCUGUAAAAGAGACUCUCGAGAAUGAUGAACAGAAGGUUGGAGCAGAUAUUGUUAAAAGAGCAUUGAGCUAUCCAAUGAAGUUGAUUGCCAAGAAUGCUGGGGUCAACGGGAGUGUUGUCAUGGAAAAGGUGUUGUCAAAUGACAACCCUAACUAUGGUUAUAAUGCUGCAACUGGAAAUUAUGAGGAUCUGAUGGCAGCUGGUAUUAUUGAUCCUAAAAAAGUGGUAAGGUGUUGCUUGGAGCAUGCAGCUUCUGUUGCAAGGACAUUCCUCACUUCGGAUGCAGUGGUCGUCGAAAUCAAGAAGCCUGAACCUUUGCCUACUGGAAACCCUAUGGAUAAUUCAGCUUAUGGGUACUAAACUAUUAUGCGCAUCGAUCCUUGUCUGAACUUUGCAAGUUGCUGCAAAUUCAAGUAUGAUCAACGAAAUUCUGUAUUUGAAUUGAUAAUGCAUUUAGCAGUAGGUCUGCUGAAGCAAGAUUCCCCGUUGUGGACAUUGUUGAAACUAAGAUAAUUCAAGGGAAGAAAAUGUCAAUAUCCAA